AUGAGUAAUGCCGGAUUUGGGAUAAAAAAGUAUAAAAUUGUACUUUUGGGUGAACAAUCAUCCGGGAAAACAUCUAUCGUUACACGUUUCAUGUAUGAUACUUUUGAAUCCACUUACCAGGCCACAAUUGGGAUAGACUUCUUAAGUAAGACGAUAACUGUGAAAAAGACUCAAUUGAGGCUUCAACUGUGGGAUACAGCUGGGCAAGAACGCUUUAGAAGUUUGAUGCCCAGUUACAUACGAGAUUCCUCGGCUGCUGUGAUUACUUAUGACAUAACAAAUCGUAAAUCCUUUGAAAAUACUACAAAGUGGAUCGAUGAUGUUCGAAGAGAAAGGGCUAAUAACGCUAUUUUGAUUCUGGUGGGUAACAAAACAGAUUUGGUGGAUAAGAGACAGGUCUCAUAUGAGGAAGGAGAGGAACAUGCCAAAAAGUAUGGAAUGAUAUUUCAGGAAACCAGCGCCAAAGAAGGAACAAACAUAUCCAAAAUCUUCUUUGAUGUGGCGGAAUCACUUCUUGACUUUAAUGCGGGAUCCGUUACUAUACCCGAGAAGCUGGUUGACAUAGACUUACAUUCAUCUGCCCCCUAUACCAAGAAGGGUUGUGGUUCAGUCAAUAUGGUAUCAUUUAAGAGAUGCAACUAA
Messenger RNA from Babesia microti strain RI, 642 nucleotides. RefSeq names its product Rab family, other. The record is from RefSeq and is a predicted model, not a curated record. Gene Ontology annotation, molecular function: GTP binding; GTPase activity. The coding region runs from base 1 to 642 and encodes 213 amino acids. NCBI's taxonomy places the organism in Eukaryota, Apicomplexa, Aconoidasida, Piroplasmida, Babesiidae. The transcript is spliced from 4 exons.